Molecule: messenger RNA, 1817 nt
Organism: Perca flavescens (yellow perch)
Lineage: Eukaryota; Metazoa; Chordata; Actinopteri; Perciformes; Percidae
Product: C-X-C chemokine receptor type 3
Exons: 3
Coding region: 90-1214 (374 amino acids)
Biological process (GO): regulation of leukocyte migration; positive regulation of cytosolic calcium ion concentration; immune response
Cellular component (GO): external side of plasma membrane; membrane
Molecular function (GO): C-X-C chemokine receptor activity; C-C chemokine binding; C-C chemokine receptor activity
Source: RefSeq, a predicted model, not a curated record
CUGGAUCACUAGAGCUAAUUUCUGCUUGCCUUGUGAACCUGCUCACUGAGGAGACUACAAUAUCAAAGGAUUACAAUUUGAGUUCACUGAUGGAAUACUUUGGCAAGAUUACAUUGGACGGGAGCUUCCUUGACGGGCUUGAUGACUUAUAUUUGAACUACUCUGAUGAUGAUUACAAUUGUUGCAAGGGGGGUGAUGUGUGCGACCUAGAAGACGGCAUGCAUUUUGAGGCGAUGUUCAUCCCAGUUCUGUACUCUGUGGCAUUUGUUGUGGGUGUCCUGGGUAACGGAGUGCUGCUGGGAGUUUUGGUUAAGAGCAGGAGGACCUGGAGUGUGACAGACACCUUCAUUCUACAUCUGGGGGUGGCAGAUGUCCUGCUGCUGGUGACACUACCCUUCUGGGCUGCACAGUCCGCUCAAAAACAAGGAUGGACCUUUGGCACUCCUCUCUGUAAGAUCACUGGAGCUGUUUUUACGAUCAACUUCUACUGUGGGAUCUUUCUGCUGGCCUGCAUCAGUCUGGACCGGUACCUGUCUAUCGUCCACGCCACCCAGAUGUAUUCCCGCAGAAAGCCCUGGGUCGUUCAGGUCAGCUGCUUGGCAGUGUGGCUCUUCUCCCUGCUCCUCUCGAUCCCAGACUGGAUCUUUUUGGACGCUGUGGUGGAUGGCAGACGACAAAAAACAGAGUGCGUUCCCAACUACUUUGCCUUCAACUCUGAGUCAGUAAAUGACUGGAGACUGGCAUCACGCCUGCUCUACCACACGGUGGGCUUCCUGCUGCCUUCAGUCGUCCUCAUCUUCUGCUACUCCUGCAUCCUGCGGCGGCUGCGGUGUGGCUCUCUGGGCCUCCAAAAGCAGAAAGCUUUUAAGGUCAUUGUGGCCGUGGUGGUGGUUUUCUUUCUCUGCUGGACGCCAUACAACAUCACACUCAUGGUGGACACACUUCAUUCCAACAACACCAGCGGGGGCUGCGGAGUCAGAUCAUCUCUGGAGAAAGCCAAGAUAGUCACCUCCUCCGUCGGUUACCUCCACUGCAGCCUCAAUCCCAUCCUGUAUGCCUUUGUGGGUGUGAAGUUCCGGCGUCAGCUCCUGGACAUCCUGAGGUCUCUGGGUUGCAAGCUUAAGACAACUGCUAAACUGCAAUCUGUUGGUACCAGCAGGAGAAGCUCCAUUUGGUCUGAGUCUGCCGAUACCUCCAACUCCAUUGCUAUCUAAGAGAGACACAAACAUAUCGACAACCACAAGUACAAACCUGACAAAGCUUACAAACUGACUUAAACUGACAGAAAGACAUGAGCAGCUAAGUCUACAAUGUGUUUCUGUAAAUGUGUUUUGUUAUUUAACAUGUAACAGUUGUUCUUUCAAUGCCCUGUAGUUUGCAGUGUAACAUGAAAAUGACUAUUGGACAAAAAUAACUGUGUGGGGUCAUACACCUAUUCUUGUAGGCAGCAGAUCUAUUUCUCUUGUAGUAAAAUAGUAGAAACAUAACAUUUCCCUUUUCUGACUGCAAAGCAACAUUGUAUUUUAACAUGUAAUACUGCAGUGUUUAUACUGGAGCUACUGUCUUAGAUACAUACUAUUUUUUACUUUAUACAUAACUUUUAAAUGACAUUUUAUACCACAGUCAUACUCUAUGUUGCAUUAUGUUUAUUUUUUUUUUACAUGGAUUGUUCACAAACCAAAUAACAUGUUAUUUUUUUAAUCAUAACCAGUGUGUUUUCAACAUUGUUGCAACAGGACCCCUUAAAGGGCAAUCCUGAGAUUUAUUUUGACCAUGAUGUAAAUUUGCAAAAAAAUAAAAUUGAGAGGUAAAAUGAA